AAGCCUUGUUCAAUUUCGAGCUACCACCUCACAAACAAUUUACUUUUCUCUGUUCAUCUGUCAAAGUUCAAACCCCACCCCACCCCCCCUCCUCUCUCUCUCUCUCUCAUUCAAACCCGUUAAACGUCUCUCCAACUGUAAGUACCACUUUAAUUUUCUUUUCUUUCUUUUCAAUCGUUUAAAUUUUCUUUUCCAUACUUGUAUCUAUACGAUCAGUCUCUGUUAAUUCAGUUUUCCAGGAUUAGCAGAUCGGUGUACAUAUACUUUACAUACAGGGGGAAAAAAAAACAUUCUUACGUAAAAGUUUCGUAUUUAAUCUGUAUCUACUAGGCUAAUCGGUUGAUUCUCAUCAAGAGAAAAUAAAAAUGAAUACUUGCAGUUGUAUUGGAAUUUCCACAAUGAAACCCUGCUGUAGACUCUUGAUCAGUUGUAGAAAUUCCUCAGUUUUCGGAUCCCCAAUCCCAAAGUGCAACCAUAAUCAUUUGGUUGCUAACAAUUUGUCGAAAUCUCAAUUUAAAGUCGACAAAUUUUGUCGAUUUCAUACUUUUAACAAUAGGAUUUUAGGGUACAAACGUGUGAAUGAUUCGAAUCGGAAGGCUUUUAAUGUGUCCGAUUCGAAUUGGGUUCAAUCUAGGGUAUUUACACAUUGUAGUGUUGAUAAAAGCAAAUGCUUUUCACUCGUAGCUAAUGUAGCAUCAGAUAUUAGGAACCAUUCAACUGCAGUGGAAAAACCCCAGGUUAAUGAAAAGGGAUUUGAGAGCAUUUACAUUCAAGGUGGUUUGAAUGUGAAGCCUCUGGUGAUUGAGAGGAUAGAGAUAAUCCCAGAUGUAGGUGAAGUGUCUAAGGAAGAAGUUAAUAAUAGAAGUGUAAAUGUAGAUGAUUUAAAGGGUUUGAAUGGGACAAAUAUAUCAAUUCAUGAGAGAGAGGUGUCUGUGGUUGAAAAGGAGGCAUGGAAGUUGCUUCGAGAUGCUGUUGUGAACUACUGUGGGAUUCCUGUGGGGACAGUCGCGGCUAACGAUCCUGUUGAGAAGCAAACUCUGAAUUAUGAUCAGGUCUUCGUUCGUGAUUUUGUCCCGUCAGCGCUCGCAUUCUUGCUUAAUGGAGAAGGCGAGAUCGUCAGGAAUUUUCUACUUCACACUCUGCAGUUGCAGAGUUGGGAGAAGACCGUUGACUGCUACAGCCCUGGACAGGGCUUGAUGCCAGCAAGUUUUAAAGUCAAAACAAUGCCUCUGGAUGGAAGUGAUGGAGCCGUCGAGGAUGUCUUGGACCCAGAUUUUGGUGAAUCAGCUAUUGGGCGUGUUGCACCUGUUGAUUCUGGAUUGUGGUGGAUUAUUUUGUUGAGAGCGUAUGGAAAGCUGACUGGUGACUAUGGGUUGCAAGAGAGGGUGGAUGUGCAGACAGGCAUAAGACUGAUACUUAAUCUGUGUUUAACUGAUGGGUUCGACAUGUUUCCUUCUCUCUUAGUAACUGAUGGUUCCUGCAUGAUUGAUAGGCGGAUGGGUAUUCAUGGUCAUCCUCUUGAAAUCCAAGCUCUAUUCUACUCAGCUCUGCGCUGCUCCCGGGAGAUGCUUAUUGUCAACGAUGUAACCAAGAAUUUGGUGGCAGCAAUCAAUAACCGCCUCAGCGCGCUUUCAUUCCAUAUCAGAGAAUACUACUGGGUGGAUAUGAAGAAACUAAACGAAAUAUACCGUUACAAGACAGAGGAGUACUCUACUGAUGCCGUCAAUAAGUUUAAUAUUUAUCCCGAUCAAAUUCCCUCUUGGCUAGUAGAUUGGAUUCCGGAAGAAGGUGGUUAUCUCAUCGGGAAUCUAGAACCUGGUCACAUGGAUUUCAGAUUUUUUACACUUGGAAAUCUUUGGUCCAUAGUUUCUUCUUUGGGUACCCAUAAACAGAAUGAGGGUAUUCUAAAUUUGAUUGAAGCCAAAUGGGAUGAUCUUGUGGCCCACAUGCCUCUGAAGAUAUGCUACCCCGCUUUGGAGUAUGAGGAAUGGCGUAUAAUCACCGGAAGUGACCCGAAGAAUACGCCCUGGUCAUAUCAUAAUGGUGGAUCCUGGCCAACUCUUCUGUGGCAGUUCACAUUGGCCUGCAUUAAGAUGAAGAGGCCAGAAUUAGCAAGAAAGGCAGUUGUUUUGGCAGAAAAGAGGCUGUCAGUCGACCAGUGGCCUGAAUAUUAUGACACUCGCGGUGGGAGAUUUGUAGGGAAGCAAUCUCGACUUUUUCAGACGUGGACAAUCGCAGGGUUUCUGACCUCAAAGAUGCUACUGGAGAAUCCAGAGAAGGCGUCCAAGCUAUUUUGGGACGAGGAUUACGAGCUACUUGAGAUUUGUGUUUGUGCACUGAGCAAAUCUGGCCGGAAGAAAUGCUCGCGUGGUGUUGCCAAAUCUCAGGUUGACAUUUGAAGAACAAGUCUAACAUGGAGCUGACUUCAUUUUGUACAAAGAUGAUACUAGUUACAUUCACAGCUAUAGACUGAUAAUGGGUUAGUGCUGCCUGUUUUCUGGCAGCCUACAUCAUUGUUAACUAGUUCACCAGAUUUAUGUUUCAGUUAUAGUAGUUGAUACCUGAUUAAAGGGUAGAUGGCUAAUGUUUUGGAAAGCCUCUAACCUAGUUUCUUGCAUCAUGUAUGUUUUCAAAUCAUGACAAACUUGGACUACUAUUGUUUUUACCAU
This is a messenger RNA of Rhododendron vialii, 2669 nucleotides long. Its product is annotated as alkaline/neutral invertase A, mitochondrial-like. The coding region runs from base 366 to 2399 and encodes 677 amino acids. Gene Ontology annotation, cellular component: mitochondrion. The transcript is spliced from 6 exons. The record is from RefSeq and is a predicted model, not a curated record. Gene Ontology annotation, molecular function: sucrose alpha-glucosidase activity; endo-alpha-N-acetylgalactosaminidase activity. Lineage: Eukaryota; Viridiplantae; Streptophyta; Magnoliopsida; Ericales; Ericaceae. Gene Ontology annotation, biological process: sucrose catabolic process.